GGACGCUGCCGUAACCGCCCAAUGUGACUAGUAGUAAUAGUGCUUCCUGCAAUGACCUCAGUUGGUCUACGCUCCUUCCACCAUUGACCAUCUGUGCUUUUUAUCUCAUUCUCCUGACAUGGCCUUUAGAAUGUGCAUUAAUAUAUCUCAACUUCCAAUUGUCUAUUGAUUGCCUGCUGCACAACUGCCGCGCGUCGUUUCAUUGCAAGACGUCAUCUGCCCUUGGCAUCCCAACCAACAAAAACACUCCGCAGCAUCCCCGCAUCUGCUGCAAUUCCCUCAGCUCGACGACCCUUUUAGACCAGCAACCUCCCCCCAUCUCCAUGGAAUAUUUGGCUAUCGACAUAUUCUCCCUUCGUUGAUCCACCAUCAGCAUGUCCCCCCAGCUGGACACUUCAGGGGUGGCUACCGCCACGACGACAAACGGCGGCGGCAACCCAGGUUAUAUUCUGACCGGAAAACAAGAGCACUACCUCAAAAGAGAACUUUUGAGUACCCAGGUUCGCCGUGAAAUUGUCGAGCUCGCCCAUCCGACCGCUUUGCGUCGUUUCGGUGCCCCCUUCAAGUCCGAGUUCGGCGAGGUCGCUCCAGUGGAUUCAGACCUGCCUAUAUUACGAUUCAUUUUUGUCAACCAUGUUCGGAAUUUCCCUUUUCUCGAUCAGGCGAACGAAAAGGAAUUCUGGCAAGACCGUUUACAGGUGUUCCUCGAGUCCUUCGCCAAUAAGAACAUAUCCUCGUCCGAAGAUCGUUUAGAAGAGACAAAGCGGAAGAAACUGGCCAUGAAAUGCGAAAAACUGGUUGAACUCAUGAUGGUUUCGGGAAUCCCCACGGCCUCCGGAUACGAAGAGCGCAUCCGCUUCUCAGAGAUGGAAGUCGUGGAUCGUGGGGCCAACGAACAAGGUCUUCUAGUGAAUAUGCCCGAUGGACAAUCUAUCAAUGGGUGGGAUGUGAAUGUUGCGGCGGUCAGGACUACCUCAGUUAAGCGAACCGUUCGAUACCAUCAACACGCGGAAUUCAUUCUUCGUGUUCGCCGGACUGGAAAAUCGGACCUCUAUGUUGGUCGAAGGUACGGCGACUUUGUCAAAUUGCAUAAGCGCCUGCGAACCGAACUGCCGGGGAAGAUGCUGCCGCCUUUACCACGAAAGAAUAAACGAUCGACCGCAACCUCGUUUCUCGGGGGAGCUGGUAGUGACGAUGCCUCCUCUAUUUCGUCGCUAUCAACCACAAACGGCACGGGCUUGGCUGAUGAAGAGCCAUCCACUUCGAGACUUAGUCUUGGGGUAAAUGUACCAUUACUUCAUCGAUCUCCGUCACGAUCAUCCAUUGCAUCAGCCCGGUCCCCCAGCGUGUCUGGGGAAUCUCGUCAAAAUAUUGUCCUAUAUCGCGAGGAACAGCGUGUGUCGUUGAGAGCGUUUUUACGAACUAUCCUGCAAAAUAAAAGAGUGGCUGCAUCAAAGUCAAUGGAAGAAUUUCUCAAUGAGAACCCGGUCACAUUAAACGAAGAAGAGUUGGUUGAUAUUCAGCGAAGAAAGGACGCAGAUGCUGCUCGUAUUGAAGAGCAACGAAGGUUUUACGAGAUUGCCAGGCAACGAGCCGCCGAGUUGGACGUUUAUAUGGAGAAAUUCCGGCAGGAUAUUGUUGAAGACAAUGGUCUCACAAAGCUAUUUUCGGAGAUUAAAGAGAAGGAUAGAAUCGAAGAACUGAGCCCGGAAUAUCAAAAAUUCGCUGAGUGGCUUCGAAUCGAGGUGGCUGCCACUAUUUAUCAUCUUUUCUUGGCCGAAGACAACUCUCCAGAGUUGUUUGCUCAAGCCAAAAGAAUACAUUCACUGGUCCCUUACACCCUUCUCAAGAACGUCAUUCGCAUUGCCAACCCUGCAGCGGUCAUGUCCGGAGUUCUUGACCUUUUCCUUGCUCAGCCCUUCGGAUCUCGCUCACUACUACAGCGUAUAUUUUCAAUGACUUUGAAUGAAGGAAUCAAAUCUUUUCAAAAGCCUAUAGACUCACUGGUUGCUAAGAUUGACGAUCCUGUGAUCUAUGACAAGCUGAAGUCUUUCGUCGAUGCUGAUGAAUCUAUCAAGACUAUUAUUCGUGAUGAAGCAGAGAAUGAAGAUGUCGAUAUUAUCGUUGCAAUUCUUAGGUCGGAGCUGUUGACUCCGGAUAUGAAACCGGAACAGAUUGGUAAGAUUUUCAAUGCAUACGUUGCUUGGAUCAAUGCCGUCGAGAAUAUCGACGACGAGAUGAAACAAGGCGCUGAGUGGUUCGCGUAUUUAAAACAAGUACUCAAGUUAUAUACUCGUCAGCGCGACAAAACAAUGAUGCUGAAUAUGAUUGAAGAGCCCGUUACCUUGAAACUCUUCCGCGACCUAUUCACGAUCUUUUACGAACCACUAGUUCGUGUCUACAAAUCAGCCAAUGUGUAUAACAGUAUCACCGACUUUGCCAAAUUCGCAGAUGACGCUAUCGCGGUGAUUGAAAAGGCUCAGCGGCAGGACGUUUCGGCGGAUCCUAACCAAACAGUGCAAGCAUUCAUCGAUUUGUGUGCUCGCCACCAACACAAUUUCUACAAGUUCGUGCAUGAGGUUCACCUCCACGACAAUGGACUGUUUGGGUCACUCAUGUCAUGGAUUGAAAACAUCCUCGAAUUUCUUCGCAAAGGUCCUCGCAGUGGUGGCAAACUCGACAUCAACGCUUUAUUCCAAGGUGCAGUCGACCUCAAACAAAUCAAUAAAGAGGUCGCUAUCGAAGAAGUCAACGCUCUUGUCAAAUGGCAGGAGGAUAGGAAAAAGUGGCAUCACGAUAAGACAAGACAGAAAAUGGCCGCCGAAGGCACCGGUGCUGGCGAAGGUACUACAAUACCCACCGGUGCAGCCUUCCGAACCAGCGACUUUGGUCUUGACGAGGGCGACUUGGAAGAACUCACCAUUGCAGAUAACGAGUCCGAUGAAGACGACGAAAACUCAGAAGACGAUGAUCUAGACCCGAUCGCGGCUGAGCGGCGACGUCGCGCGAGAAAGCAGGAUCAUUUGCGUCGGUCGGCCGGUGAACCGGUGAAACCGGAUGUGAAGGAGGUGUAUAAGUUGCAAGACGGAUUUGGAAUGAUGCUUCGACAAGUGUUGGCGGAUUGAGCUCUGGCUUUUACUGUUCUUUUGUUUGCUCCAUUUUAUCUCUUGAAUAACCCAGCUCGAAACAUUGCGUCCUGUGUUGGUUAUUAAACUUGCAUAGAUAGAUAGCAGACUUAUACCAAGCACUGAGUAGUAAUGGUAAUGGAUUAGAUAUAUUCUUAACCAUCAAAUUGCUCUGGAUUCCUACUCGAUUAUGAUUGAAAUUUU
This is a messenger RNA of Talaromyces proteolyticus, 3329 nucleotides long. RefSeq names its product PX domain protein. Lineage: Eukaryota; Fungi; Ascomycota; Eurotiomycetes; Eurotiales; Trichocomaceae. The transcript has 8 exons. Gene Ontology annotation, molecular function: phosphatidylinositol binding. The coding region runs from base 375 to 3125 and encodes 916 amino acids. The record is from RefSeq and is a predicted model, not a curated record.